AUGUGGAUUAAUAAAUGUACCAAAUUGUUUUUUAGACGAUGGCAAGGAUGCGGGUUUCUAAAUACCUCUGCUGCAACAAAGGCAACUAUCGUUGAGCAACCACCCGAAGCACCUGUUAUACUUAAAGCACUUCCAGUAUAUCCUUCGUUUCUUCAAGCAUGGUAUCGUGAUUUCAAGACCAAUCUGCCUUUGGGUAUAAUGAACGUAGAAAGGCAAGUGUUUGGUGCACCUAUCAGGAAAGAUAUACUUCAGCGAGCGGUCAUUUGGCAACGUGACUGUCUGAGACAGGGAACACAUUCGACUAAAAACCGAAGUGAAGUAAGCGGAACAACAAAAAAAUGGGCACCACAAAAGGGAAGAGGUAAAGCAAGAGUUGGUAGUCAUCGUGCACCUCAUUGGAAGGGUGGUGGAAUUGCUCAUGGGCCCAGACCACGUUCUCACGCUACUGACCUUCCACGCCAAGUUCAAGAGUUAGCUCUCCGCUCUGCUCUUGCUACAAAAUUUGUGCAAGACCAGCUUGUUAUUGUCCAAGAUGUGCAUUUAGAAACAGAAAAAACAAAAGAUUUAAAAGCUAUUCUUGAUAGCAACGCAUGGGAUCCCCUUGCUAAAGAUAGGAAACAAGGCCACUCAAUCUUAAUCUUGACUAAAGAACAUAAAUAUAAUUUAGACCUUGCCUCAAGGAAUUUGCAGAGAGUUCAUGCUUUGACAGCAGAAGAAAUUCUUGAUGCGGGUGAUGUUUAUAACAUCAUAGGUCAUGAAAUUUUGAUCAUGGACAAGGAAGCGACAGAAAUGUUGCAAACAGCAUUGAAACCUAAAUGA
Dentiscutata heterogama is the source of this 819-nucleotide messenger RNA. The record is from the annotation of a GenBank genome assembly. NCBI's taxonomy places the organism in Eukaryota, Fungi, Glomeromycota, Glomeromycetes, Diversisporales, Gigasporaceae.